Phragmites australis (common reed) is the source of this 1716-nucleotide messenger RNA. Its product is annotated as probable pectinesterase/pectinesterase inhibitor 21. Gene Ontology annotation, molecular function: pectinesterase inhibitor activity; pectinesterase activity. The transcript has a single exon. The record is from RefSeq and is a predicted model, not a curated record. NCBI's taxonomy places the organism in Eukaryota, Viridiplantae, Streptophyta, Magnoliopsida, Poales, Poaceae. Gene Ontology annotation, biological process: cell wall modification. Bases 1 to 1698 code for a protein of 565 amino acids.
AUGACCAAGAAAGGCGCUAUAAUCGGGGCGUCCACCGUCCUGGUGGUGGCGGUGGUCGCCGCCGUCUGUGUGGUGUCCUUCAAGAACAGCGGUGAUGGCGGCAAGGGUGAGGGCCAGAUGUCGACAUCCGUGAAGUCGAUCAAGUCGUUCUGCCAGCCCGUGGACUACAAGGAGACGUGCGAGAGUGCGCUGGAGGGGGCGGCCGGGAACGCCACGAGCCCGACGGACCUUGCCAAGGCCAUCUUCAAGGUGACCUCGGACCGGAUCGAGCAGGCCGUGCGGGAGUCGGCCGUGCUGAACGACCUCAAGAACGACCAGCGCACGUCGGGCGCGCUCAACAACUGCAAGGAGCUGCUGGACUACGCCAUCGACGACCUCAAGACGACGUUCGACAAGCUCGGCGGGUUCGAGAUGACCAAUUUCAAGCGCGCGGUGGACGACCUCAAGACGUGGCUGAGCUCGGCACUGACGUACCAGGAGACGUGCCUUGACGGAUUCGAGAACACGACGACGGACGCUGCGGCCAAGAUGCGCAAGGCGCUCAACAGCUCGCAAGAGCUGACAGAGAACAUCCUAGCCCUCGUGGACGAGUUCUCAGAGACGCUCGCCAACCUGGACCUGCCGAGCUUCAGCCGACGGCUGCUCGGUGACGACGGCAUGCCCGAGUGGAUGCCGGACGCCAAGCGCCGGCUGCUGCAGGCCUCGCCCGGCGCUCCCCAGUUCAAGCCGAACGUGACGGUGGCGGCGGACGGCAGCGGCGACUUCAAGACCAUCAACGAGGCGCUGGCCAAGGUGCCGCUCAAGAGCGCCACCACGUACGUGAUGUACAUCAAGGCCGGCACGUACAAGGAGUAUGUUUCCGUGGCCCGGAACGUGACGAACCUGGUGAUGAUCGGCGACGGCGCCACCAAGACGAUCAUCACGGGAAACAAGAGUUUCAUGCUCAACAUCACGACCAAGGACACGGCGACUAUGGAGGCGAUCGGCAACGGGUUCUUCAUGCGCGGCAUUGGCGUGGAGAACACAGCGGGCGCCAAGAACCACCAGGCGGUGGCGCUGCGCGUGCAAAGCGACAUGUCGGCGUUCUACGAGUGCCAGUUCGAUGGGUACCAGGACACUCUGUACACGCACACGAGCCGGCAGUACUACCGCGACUGCGUGAUCAGCGGCACCAUCGACUUUAUCUUCGGCAACGCGCAGGUGGUGCUCCAGAACUGCCUGAUCCAGGUGCGCAGGUGCAUGGACAACCAGCAGAACAUCGUCACGGCGCAGGGCCGGAAGGAGAAGCGCUCGGCGGGAGGCACCGUCAUCCACAACUGCACCAUCGCGCCGCACCCAGAGUUCGAGGCGCACGCGGGGCGCCUCAAGACCUUCCUGGGGCGGCCGUGGAAGGAGUACUCGCGCACGCUCUACAUCCAGUCGGAGAUUGGCGGCUUCAUCGACCCGCAGGGGUGGCUGCCGUGGCUCGGCGACUUCGGCCUUAACACCUGCUACUACGCCGAGGUGGAGAACCACGGGCCCGGCGCCGACAUGAGCAAGCGCGCCAAGUGGAGGGGAGUCAAGGCCGUCACCUACCAGCAGGCACAGCAGAAGUACACCGUCGAGAGGUUCAUCCAGGGCCAGCAGUGGCUCCCGAAACUCGGCGUGCCAUUCAUCCCGGGGCUGCUGCCGCAGCAGCAAUCCGGCAGGAUACACUGAGCCACGCGGCCAUGCCCA